Funneliformis caledonium is the source of this 159-nucleotide messenger RNA. The record is from the annotation of a GenBank genome assembly. NCBI's taxonomy places the organism in Eukaryota, Fungi, Glomeromycota, Glomeromycetes, Glomerales, Glomeraceae.
AUGGCAGACAAACAAAGAGGACGUCCGCCUAAAGGCAAUAAGGGUUUAUUUACAAAAGACUUACGUUUAUUAAUGUAUGGGUUUGGAGAUGAACCCGACCCAGCACCUGACACAGUGAACGUAAUGGAAGAACUUGUAAAUGAUUAUAUUACUGAAAUG